GAAUGCCGGGAACCCGAGAGCGGCCGGCGCGGACGCCGCGGCAACUUAACUUGGAGCACCGGGUGCUGGCAGUCAGCUCCCGGCCUCCUUUGCUCUCGCGCCUCCACGGGCUCAAGCCCUGCUCCGGGAGCGCGGAAUUUUGAGGAAGAGGGCAAAACUACAGUAGGAAGAACUGUCUGGAAAACUUUUUCAGGACAAACGGUGGGGAAAGCGGCUAGCCUCCGGCGGGGCAGGGCAGGGUGGCCUUACCUGCAGAACCACCGGCCGCGAUCUGCCGAGAAGCCUCGCGCACUAAGCCUGCUUCAGGCCUCGCGAACAUCUUCGCGGGCAGGAGGACGAGGGAGCGGACUGAGAUGCGUGAGCGAACUCGCCGCCUGCACAGCCUGCUGAUCCACAGAGCCCGCGCUGGGCUGGUCCUGUGGCGGGUUCGCUCCCUGUGGGGCAGCAAUCCAGCGACUGCCGGAAGGCGAGGGUCCGAGGCGCAGAUUCGUCGCGCGAUCUCCAGCGAGUCGGAACCUGUCCGCAGCGCUCUUGCAGCAGUGCCCUCGGCUCCGAAAAGGUCCCUGGAAAGAAGACUCGUGGAUGGGGUUGGGUUGGCUCAGCAGUGGAGCCCGCGCCCUUCUCUAUCAGGAGCCUCCAGCAGAGUUUGUCAACUGGACGCGCUGCCUCUGAUAACUCAAGUGAAGUGACCCAGGCCUGGAGAGCCAAGUGCAAGGCUGGGACGACCCUUGCACCUCCUGGCAAGCCAGAGCACAGUGAAAUUCGAAAGAAAGGACAAGUGAAUAAAUUUCUCAGUUGUCCUGUAAUUGCGGUCUGUAGCAACCACGUCAAAGCAAGUCUAAUUUACACUUACCUUUCAUUAGAGGUAAGUAAGGUAGUACUUUACCAAAAAUGGUUUUGAUUGAAGGUAAAAUGAUACCUCAUCAACCUGAGUUUUAUUUACCUAAGGACCAAAAGAAGAAAAAGCCUGGUUACAAAUAGUUUUUUCUAUACCCAAGUCAGUGGUUCUUAACAGUGGUUUUAGUACCUAUAGCAUCAGCACAAUUUGUGAAUUUGUUAGGAAGUCAAAUUCAUGGGUCCCACCCCGACCUAAACUGAAUCAGAAUCUCUGGCAAUAGGGCCCAGAAACAAGUUUUGUGUUGGUUGUCAUGAACGUUAAAGGUUGUGAACCACUGACCUAAACAAUUGAGGAACAUUAAGUAAACUUAGUAUAUUCUCUCUAUUAAAGGCUUGAUUAUUCGUACUAGCUGCUUAGGAUAGCAAAACAAAACUACUAAUUUAUACUUUUUAAAGAAACUACAAGUUGCCUAUGCUAUGCAGGAAAGAUAAAAGAUUGUGAAAUUUUCCAAAAAUAGCUGCCACACCCCUAACAGACAGGAGAUGAUAAGAGUAAAAGGGAGAACUGGGAGGCUUUGGAAGUCCUAUUGUAAUAUUUCUUAAAACACAUUAUUUAAAGCUAAAUAUAUUUAGUGUGGGCCAUAUAAAAAAUUGCCAUUUUGGGGGGUCAGGAACCGUUGAAUAUCAGCAAUUUAGUAUGGUUCAAUUUAUAUGAUUUCUAAUCAAAUGAACAAAGUACAAUAAUUUGGUUUCAUACUUUAUUUUCAUUUCUUAGGCUGGGUCAUUAAAAGUCAGUUAUAUCUGGCAGAAUAUUUAAAUGGUUUGAGGAAUUGGGGAGACUUGCUGCUUAUGUAAUCAGGUAUACAAAAAUAAAGUUUUUCAUUUCAUUAAAUAUUUG
Molecule: messenger RNA, 1735 nt
Organism: Saimiri boliviensis boliviensis (Bolivian squirrel monkey)
Lineage: Eukaryota; Metazoa; Chordata; Mammalia; Primates; Cebidae
Source: RefSeq, a predicted model, not a curated record